AUGGCUACCCAGAAGGACCCAGACCAGAGCCCAAAGAAGCGCCACCCAGAGAACAAGUUGAAGGAGCCGAAGAGCAGCCUCGAGGAAGAGGAGAAGGGAAUAGAGGGUAACAAAGGCAUGGAUGAGGAGAAAGAGGAGGACAGUGAGGAUGAGAUAGAUGAGGAGGAGGAUGGUGAUGACAGCCACAAGGAGGAGGGGGAUCAUGUGGGAGAGGAGGAGAAAGAAGGGAAGGGCAAUGCUUCUGUGCCACCCACUCAUGCAAAUCAGUGCUCCAAGUGUGAGCAGAGCUUCCCAGCCGGCUUGAACCACUCCGGGAAGAAGCCCUUUGCCUGCACUGACUGUGGCAAGAGCUUCCGCCACGGCUCCAGCUUCUUCCAGCACCGCCGUGUCCACACUGGCGAGAGUCCACACAUCUGUGGUGACUGCGGCAAGAGCUUCCAGGGGAACUCAAUGCUCAUCGCUCAUGGGCACAUUCACACACGUGAGAAGCCCUUUACCUGCAGUGACUGUGGCAAGAGCUUCAGUGUCAGCUGCCACUUCUUCCGACACUGCCGUGUCCACACUGGUGAGAAGCCCCACCUCUCCAAGGGCCAUGGGCUGUGUGGAGGCGAAAACAAGCCACUGGCCACAGAAGUCCUUGAGGCCCAGCAGAGCUCUGAUCAGGGCUCAGACACAGUAAAGCAGAAGGAAACUUGCACUGGCGAGAGGCCAGAUGUCCGUGCUGACUGCAGCAAGAGCUUCACCAAGCGCCGCCAUGUCCGCAUUGGCAAGAAGUCCCUGACCUGCACCGACUGUGGAAAGAGCUUCAAACAGAGGUCCCAUCUCACCCAGCAUCGCCGCACCCACACCGGAGAGAAGCCCUAUACCUGUGGUGACUGCAACAGGAGUUUCACUGGCAAGUUCUCCCUCACCCAGCACCGCCUCACUCACACUGGUGAGAAGCCCUACACCUGCACUGACUGUGGCAAGAGCUUCCGCCAAACCUCCACCCUUAACCGGCACCGCAUUGUCCAUACUGGUGAGAGGCCAUACCACUGCACUAAAUGCAACAAGAGCUUCAGCUUCAGCUCCAAUCUCAACCAGCACCUACGUGAACACACGGGCAAGAAGCCCUUCACCUGCACUGACUGUGGCAAGAGCUUCACCCGUAGGUUUGAUCUCACCAAACACAGUCGCACCCACACCAGUGAGAAACCUGAGAAGACUUACGCCUGUCCUGACUGCAGCAAGCAGUUCAUCCACAAGUCUUCCCUCACCCAGCACCGCCGUGUCCACACCGGUGAGAAGCCCAUCUUCACCUGUGCUAACUGUGCCAAGAAAUUCAGCAGCAGAUCCACCCUCAACCGGCACCACCGCACCCAGGCUUGUGAAAAGUCUGUGGCAGGGAGCACAUAA
Molecule: messenger RNA, 1395 nt
Organism: Dryobates pubescens (Downy woodpecker)
Lineage: Eukaryota; Metazoa; Chordata; Aves; Piciformes; Picidae
Product: zinc finger protein 271-like
Exons: 3
Coding region: 1-1395 (464 amino acids)
Biological process (GO): regulation of immune system process; negative regulation of transcription by RNA polymerase II; regulation of cytokine production
Source: RefSeq, a predicted model, not a curated record